UGGAAGAUUCUAGGACUCGUUCUGCUGAUCUUGGUGGUGUUGGUUAUUGCUGCGUUUGUAUGGUGGUACUGCAGCAAAUCGGUGAAAUGCUUUUGAAUGUGCGAUACCAAGAAAGCCAGAAGUAUGUGAAGGUGACUGAGACUGACGGGACUUACGAUUAUCAGCAGUUCAAUCAAGCAGUCAUAGAUAAAUUUGGCUUGCCACCUGAUGCUGAAAUAGUUUACAAGGAUUCAUCAGGGACAGAAGUUGAUGAGGAUAUUUUUGGUGAUUUUCUGCAAAAAGGAGACGAGAUUUUGUUGAGAGCUUGUUUGAAGGAUGAUUCUUCAGAUUUAUGUUGCUCAGAGGCAUCAUUCUCCUCUGCUUCAACUGUGACCCUUACUGAAAGUACUUGUCAGAGUGUGGAAGAUUUCCCAAGCAAGAAAAUGAGAUGUGAUGAUAAGGAAGAAGCAAAAAGUAUGGUUUAUGCUACCCUGAACGGUAAACCAGGCGGUGACAAGAUUUUUCAUGAAUAUGAGAAAACUAAGAGCUUGUCAGAUAGCACCAGGAGACAGCUAGUGAAUAUUCUUGUUGCUGACAUGGUUGAGGUGCAUGGACGAGUACCCCCUCAGAGUGUGCACAUCAAAUAUGCUCAAGGAAUUGUGGCUUUGUUUCCAUAUCUAGAGGAUCCUUUCUCAAAAAAUGGAUAUGAACAUUUCUAUGAUCCAGCAAGUGGAAGUGGCUAUCUUGCUUGGCGUUUGAAAACUGUUCAACGCAACACAACCAUAAACUCAAAAAGUGGCAAACAAGCUCCAGAAUCAAGUGGUGGUCCACAGGUUGAGUGGAGACCUGUUACUUCUGGACGGCAACUCACUGGUGAUGAGUGUUGUGAGGCAAUAUCUAUCCUAAACCAUUCAUCAGAUGAGAUUGUUGUGAGGGAGAAAAUGAAGGCCACUUUUGAAUACUGA
Polypterus senegalus (gray bichir) is the source of this 944-nucleotide messenger RNA. RefSeq lists its product as uncharacterized. The coding region runs from base 60 to 944 and encodes 294 amino acids. The transcript is spliced from 7 exons. The record is from RefSeq and is a predicted model, not a curated record. Lineage: Eukaryota; Metazoa; Chordata; Cladistia; Polypteriformes; Polypteridae.